AUGGGAAUUUUGCAUACUAGUUGUGUAAGAGAGUGUACGAAUAGAGAUUAAAAUUCUAAUUAAGAAUUACAGGUGAUUUAGAAUAAAUAGAUUUAAAAAAUAUAACAUCAUUUAACAAAUGAAUAUGAGACAUCAAAGACAACAUUAAAAGGAACAAGUUAGUUAAGUGAUACAGAAAAAUUUAUGGAAAUAAAGGAAGAGGAUUAAUCUAGUAAUUUAAAAAUAAAUCCAGUACCAGCAUUUGUUUUAAAUAAAUAAUUGCAUUAAUUUAUAGUUCCAAAAAGAGAAAACCGAUUUAUUUAAGAUAUUGAAUAUGAAGUCAAAUAAAAAAUUCAACAAAUGUACUUAUACCUUAAAAAGUGUAGAUAAAAUAAGGAAAAAUUUAAAGCUUUAUAAUUAAAGUAUUCCAAAAUAAAUGAUUAAUAAUAACCAUAAAAAUUUGAUAAGUGUUCCUCCAAUGUUCUAAAUUAUAUUAAUAAAUAACAUGUANUUUCCUUUCAAAGCUUCCACUAAUGA
Molecule: messenger RNA, 516 nt
Organism: Paramecium primaurelia
Lineage: Eukaryota; Ciliophora; Oligohymenophorea; Peniculida; Parameciidae
Source: the annotation of a GenBank genome assembly